ACAUUGACAGGAGGACUAUCAUCAUCAAAGGUCUCACUCACACGCAAGUAACAACACAGACAGGCAAUGCAUGCAGGUCAGGUGUGUAUUAGAACAUUGUGACAGACAAUGCGUCAGUCAGUCAGCAGCCCAGCCAGCCAGCCAGCCUACAUGCAGCAAAGCUUGCCUGUAAGUCUCUCGUCGAUCGAUCGAAGCAAAACGGGCGGCAAAUACAUUCAUCCACACCGACCCAUGCCAUGCACUCGUCAGUCCACGUCGAUCUGUCUGUCUGUCUCUGUCUCUGUAUGUCGCUCCACUCACUGAGUCUCUGUACAUCGAUCUACACAACAGACAUUGAUGGCAUGCAUACAUUAAAGCGUGUGGAUGUGAGUGAUGUGCGUCCUCAUAAAUAUAAGUAUGUAAGGCCCGCCACACACACUACACACAGGAAGACGCUUAUCUCCCCCUUUGUCCUUUGAAAGGGGGGGAACAUCGCGAGAUUCCUGCUCAACACUUAUACACACAAGUGAGCAAGACACUACAGGCAGGCAGAUCGAUACAUACAGACGAGAGAGAGACGAGAGACAAACAGACAGACAGAAAGCUGUCGUAGCAUGUGUGCAUAGCAUGAUGAAUGACAUCGGAUAAAAUGAAAACUCUAGCGAUAGAUAGAUAGAUAGGUAUGUUUUGUAAUGGCGAUAUGUACAUGUAGCAGCGUACUUACUGAUCGUAUGCAGGCGGGCAAGAGAAAGCAACGAGCGCCCGUACAUCGACAGAAAUGACCGCCUGCCUUUAGCCUUCUUUACGCAGGGGACGGAGAGAGCGAGAGGAAGAGGAAGAGGGAGAGGGAGGGGUAGAGACACAGAGACAAAGCAAGCAUGACCUAGCUACCCCAGAGACACGACACACCCCACACAGACAAGACAGACACAUGCCCGCUCCUCAAGUCACUUCACACGCCUCAUGAGCGGGAGAAGAGCUGCACACACACCACACACACACACACCACAGGACAGGACAGCAACCAUUACACCUAGGUCUCCCUCCCUCUAUCUAUCUGGGCGUGUCAGCUGACUGACCUUGACGCUGCAGCUCUGUGUGGAUGAGGUGGCCGGCUUGUUGUCCUCAUCGAAGAGCUUGCAGUUAUUCUCACCCUUCUUGGCGAACUCGAAGCCGUUGCAGCUCCCAGAUGACACGCAGGCGUGCUGGCACGCACCCUGCUCAGCCACGGUCAGCUCUGCACAGCCAUCCACACGCAUACACACACAUGACGCAUUGCUUUCUCCCUCCCUCCUUCGCUCGCUCACCCUCCUCAGCUUCUGGGAUGGAGCCGUCCUUGCGUCUGCAUGCGCCGACGCCGACCUCCUUGAGCUCCUUGUCUGCGGUCGCAUCCUCAUCCUCCGCAUCCUCGAGGCUGAAGCACCUGACGCUUGUGGUGCCCUUGAUGGCCUUGGAGAUCAGCUUGCACUGCGCCUCGGCCUUGCCGUCCUCGUCAGUGUAGCCGAAAUUAACAGCCUGGCACGAGAGGUCAAGUGAGCAUCUGCACACACAGACGGGGGAUGGGUGGCACAAGUGGAUGGAUGGAUGGAUGGGCUUCUUGCUUACGCGAAGAGGCACUCGUAUUCGGUGAUCUCUCCCUCGCCGAAGAAGGACUCCUUCUCCUUUGCCGCAUCGUCGUCAACCAGGCAGGCCUGGGUCUCGCUCUCCUGCUUGAAGCCAGGGAAGUUCAGGAUGAUGUCGUCAAAGCCUGCACACACAUACACACAUUAGAGCACCACGGCACUGAUCAAACGGACUCAGCUUUCCCCUUCCUUCCUGGCCUCUGGUGUUCUGACCGAAGCGGAGCCUGUCGAGAGCUGUGAAGUCCGGGACGAUCUUGGAGAGGAUGUCCACGUCGGCCUCCAGGAGGCGCCGUCCUUCGUCCUCGCUGAACAGCUUGUCAAGGUCGCCGAGGUCCAAAAGGAGACCCUUCUCGUAGAGCCUGGUGAGGAGGCCCUUGAGGUAGUCAAGGUCGAGGGAGAGGAGGUCGAUGUCCUUGAGAAUGUCGAGGUCGAUGUCGUAGAGGCCCUUCAGGGGGUCUGUCAGGUCCAGUCCGGGCAGCAGGCCCUUCUCGUACAGGUCGGGGAUGAUCUCCUUGAUGAUGUCCAGACUCCGGAUGACAUCUGCAGACAGACAAAGGGAGACACGGAGUGGCAGGGGGAGAGAGUGGUGAGGAUGGGUGUGUGUGUGUGUGUGUGCGUGUGUGCGUGUGGCGCCAAACGUACCGACGUCCUUGAUGAUUCCAAGGUCGAUGAGCGAGAUGAUGUCGCCGAGGUCCUCGAUGGCCUUGUCGUAGUCGACGAGGUCGCGGAUCUUGUCCAGGUCGGUCAGGUUGUACAGGUAAAACUUGUACUCAUCUUACACAUAUACAAACGCACAGACAUGAGACGCAGAUCCCUGUCUGUCUGGCUUCGCGUGUUGACGCACCGAUGUCGACUUUAUCGAAGAGGUCCUCAAGGCUGUCGCGGACCUUGUCGAAGUCGUAGUCGGGGAGGAGCGAGAUGUCCUUGAGCUUGUCGGCGACGACCUCAACGCCGUUACCGAUCUUGACCACCUUGUCGAUCGAGCCACCGAUUUUCUCAAUGAUGUCUGACACGCACACAGAGACGGAAACAGUGGUGUGCUGCUGUCUCAGGUCGGCUGCUGUGCUGUGAUCACCCUUAAAGAUGCCAGUGACGCCCAGUUCAACGCCUGCACAGAUGUCAAAAGAGACGGGCAGAAAGGCGUGCUCACGUGAGUGUGAUAGGACGGAUGGGACGCACCAGUGAUGAUGUUCUUGACGCCACUGUAGAACUUGUCGCCGAUCUUGAUGGCGUCCCCGACCUUAUCGGUCACGUCCGCAACCGGACCUCCGAUGAGGAUCUCGUCAAGGACCUUUGUGAUCGCCACAACGACGCCGUCGAUCACGUCCUUGGAGGCGUCAUCCACUUCUGCACGCACACAAAUGUGGGGUGGGAGGGGUCAAGUCAGCUACACGCGUGUGUGAGGGCGUGUCGGGUCUUACGGUCAACAACGUCCUUGACAUCGUCGUAGAUAUCUAUGGUAUCGACACCUGAUGGAUGGAUGGAUGGCACACAGCAGAUAGACAGGCAGAAAGGCAGACAGGCCACGUCUGUGCACCACACUGAAUGCUCCCCUCUGUCACUCACCGUCGAUCACGUCCUUGACGUCGUCGUAGAUCGUGUCGAGAACGUCCAGGUCAAGGUCAUAGUCCUUAUCGUCGCCAGUACCGUCACCAUUGCCAUCGUCGGGCUGUACACGAGCACAUGACACACGAAUCAUGGAGGAGGGGUGUCGAGGGGAGGAUUCGGUGGCUGACAGACCUUGUCAGUGAUGCUCCCGGUGAUGUUCUUGGCGAUGUCAAGGUAGUCAUAGAUCUUCUCCGCCAGGUCAAGGUAGUCAUAGAUCUUCUCCGCCAGGUCUGCACACACAUACACCAAUGAUUUUUUUUUUGCAGGCAAGGAACAAGGAACCAUUAGAGCACACACAUGUGUCUCCGUUUCUGUCUGUGU
Messenger RNA from Vitrella brassicaformis, 3530 nucleotides. The record is from the annotation of a GenBank genome assembly. Lineage: Eukaryota; Vitrellaceae.